Belonocnema kinseyi is the source of this 2493-nucleotide messenger RNA. RefSeq lists its product as uncharacterized. Bases 492 to 689 code for a protein of 65 amino acids. Gene Ontology annotation, molecular function: transcription factor binding. NCBI's taxonomy places the organism in Eukaryota, Metazoa, Arthropoda, Insecta, Hymenoptera, Cynipidae. The transcript is spliced from 3 exons. Gene Ontology annotation, biological process: positive regulation of transcription by RNA polymerase II. The record is from RefSeq and is a predicted model, not a curated record.
UCAAAACAAACGAUCAGAACCUCUUUAACUUACGUUAAUUUGACAAACUUUUUCACUCUCAGACUUUCCCAUAUAUAGGAAGAGGACAAUUGCCCACCUGCGCACGAAAAUUUAAGAUCUUCCUGUAAUGUGCAUACCACUUACGGUAAUGUUUCUAUUGCCAAGUGGGGAAACGGAGUUAGGUCUCCUUAUUAUUCCUUCGUGAUCAUGCUAUACCCCUCUAAAUUCUUUUAGAGACUAUUUUGUUUCGAUAUGGUUUAGAAACUGUCAAAAACUGUGGAAGAAAGUCAAAAACUGGGUGCCGUCGAAGUGACUGGAAGACAUUAAUUCGGUUUUCCUAAACUCAGCGUUUACUAAAUCAUUUAAGCCAAAUUAUACAUAAUCGGAAAUUCAUGCAGAAAGUCUUUGUUUUUUCUAAGAACCACUUAAGAUUAAUUGUUUAAGCAAUUUCGAUCGUCUAUUAAAAUUUGAAAAAAUUUGUCAACAUCAGAAUGGCAAAUAAAGGGAAUCCAACUUUGCCAAUACCAGUUGACUUCAUAGAUUUAACUCAAGAUUCCCCAAUCAACCUGUCCAGGAGAGAAAACAAAAAUCCACCUAUUCUCAACAAUUCCACAAGGCGUUUACUUCGAAAUAGAGGCGGCUACGUACAAGAAUUGGACAAACUCGAGUACGAAGCACGAGAUGCGUGAUCAAAAUCUGUUGGGUAAAGAUGAAGGAGCUUUAACAAAAAAGAAUUCACAAUCACCAAAUUCAUGUGGUCGCUGCUUUAACCUUUAGUUUUAAAAAGUCUUGUACACAAAGAUUGAGCGCGUAGCGCGAGGUAAAUACAUUACCGAGCACGGGCAGAUUAAAAAAAAUGGAUUUUCGAAAAUCACCUUUUAGUAUCUACAGAAUAGGCCAGCAGAACGAUUUUCCAUCGCCGCGUACAAUUUUUGAAAUGUUCGUUAACAGGUUUAGACCGCGGACCCUUCAAAUUGUUUAUAUUUGCAUGUAAGAAAAUAAAAAUACUGGGGCGCGUGAUAUACACAUAUAUGUAAUAAUCUUCAAAUUUAUUCAUUAUCCACAUUAUAGGUUGCACGUUGUUUUCGCUUACUUAUCGCGUGCUUUUAAUUGUCUUUUGAUUUUGAAUAGCCAUACUUUGACAUGCUAGCUUUUUAGCAAUUUUAAAUAAAAUCAUGUAGUAAUUAUUACACCAAUGCUGUAAUGUGUCAUUAAAAUAUCGGCAUCAGCUAGUUUUACGUGAAAUAAUAAUUCUUUGUACCAAAAAGAGUCUCGUUUUCAGCUUCUAAUAAUCUCAGAUAUUUGGAAAGGAGCUAAAAAAUUUUCAUAAGUACAUCAUACGGCCCUAUUUUAGAUUUUCUAUUAUUCAUUCGUUGUUUAUUAUUAAAGAUGAUUUAUUUGUUAAAAAUUAAUUCUUAUAGUUGUUACAAAGGCUAGUUCUUUGAAAACGGCAUUGGGCUUUCUAAACAUAAAUGGUUACGACGCCAAAGGCGUAAACACAUCGGUAUCUUUUAAGGAGUUAGCCGCUAGCGCAUCUCGAGCACGGAGGGACGGCCCCUUGCAAGACUGGAAUGUUUACGCCUGUGGCGUAGAAAACAUGCAGCUUUCGGGAAACUAUAAUUUGAAACAUUCAGGCCUGAAAUUGUACUAUGUAAAAACAUUAAUGGGUAGUUUCUAGGAGUCGAGGACAGAUUACUGACUUUUGAAUUUAGGAUCUAAACCUGAAGGUAAAGAAAAUCAGGUAUAUACUCCGAGCGAAAGGAUAUAGAUCAGCUACUGAAUCCACUUUGAGGCCGCCUUGAUAACUUGGGUAAUUCUUGAUUAACCUUAUUGCAGAAUUAUCUCUUUCAAAUAUACAUAGGAAAUUUAUUAUUUUUCUAUGAAAUAUUUCCUAUUUUCGAACAAUUGUCUUGUCUCUUACAUCCCAUUGCAAAAUGGUACACAUGUGUGUUAAGUAAAACAAAAUUUGUAUUAACCCUUGCUUACCACACAUGGGUCUUCGGGACACAACGACCUUUUAUAAUUAAAUUUUAAGUACCUAAAUGCAAAGGGGGCAAGUCUAUUGAAACAUUCGUCGAUAUUUGAAGAUUUUAACUACUCUUCAGGACGUUUAUCAUGACGCUGGAACCAUUAGUUUAUUUUCAGCAGCUGUUUAAAAAUUGAGUUGGAUCCUUUGGACUCGAGUGUGAUAAGUACGUUCGAAAAUGAUUUUUGGAGUCAAUUUUAAUUUAGUGUAUAUUGACUUCAGAUUAAAUAAUAAAUUCUACAAAGUAUAUUUGGCAAAGUCAACAUUUUCUUAAUAGACAACGUUUUAAUGACGAUGAUUUUGGAUGGAGUGACGAAAUACGAUUUCACGCUGUGAGUUAUAUUAUUUGUGUAUGAUUGCACUAACAUGUAAAAUGAAAAUAAGAUCACUUCAUUUUGUCUUAAUUUCAUGCCUAGUUUGUAUAAAUUCAAGAAUUCAUCAAUAUUUUGUAUACAUAUUUUUUGUAA